AUGCAGUUGGAAGAUACUGUGGAUUUGUUACAGGAUCAAGAACUUAAUUUAUCAAAUCAACAGCUUACAAGUUUUAAGUUGCCAGUCAUUAAUGAUUCAAGAGCAGGUCGAUUGGAAAAUGGCUUGAUGGGUCUCGGCAUUCAAGUACCUUCAUGGAAAGAAAGAUUCCCAGACCCUGGUAAGGCUACAGAUGAGAGAAGACAAUUGUAUGUUAAUGUUCAUAGCCUAUCUUGGAGGUCGAGUGAGGUAUAA
Molecule: messenger RNA, 252 nt
Organism: Dentiscutata erythropus
Lineage: Eukaryota; Fungi; Glomeromycota; Glomeromycetes; Diversisporales; Gigasporaceae
Source: the annotation of a GenBank genome assembly